AUGGCGCAGAGCCAGCUGGUCGUGGACCAGAUGCUGGGGCACCAGUUUCGGGAGCUGGAGCCGGCUCAAGUCCGCUGGUAUUCCCAUCGCGCCGACUACAGCCCCAGCAGCCUGGCCAGCAACCCCGAGGUCGUGCACCGCGGCAGCGUGCUCCGGUACAACGAUCUGGACUCCCUGGCUCUCGAGCGAGCGUACAGGUUCGUGUGCGACGCAUACCUGGAUGAGCAGGGCGUCUGGGCGGGGGACCAGCUGACCCCCGUCCUUGUGAGGGGAGGCCUGUCGGAGGUCCACCUCCCCACCCGCCUCCAGUCGUCUUCCUACUUUCCCGCGCCACGCCAUCGAGUGCUGCGCGGCACCUGGUUUGCGGAGAAGGCGCCGGGCGACUGGGUGCCACUCAAGGAAUCGCUGGCGGAGCAGCUGGAGGAGGGGUACCGCCAGCAGCUCUGGCUGCCCGGACGCAUGAGCGGGAAGCCCGGGUCCUCACCGGUCCCCGUCAGCGGCGGCCGUCCCACCCGGGCUGGUGCAGCAGAGGAGACUCUGAAGGGUGGGAAGCUGGAACUCAACACCCGCGUGGACAGGGGGCUCCAUGCCCUGUACGCCGCCCCGGGGGAGAUGUACCUGUGCCCCUCCGGCACCAUGGCCUGGAUCACCAAGAGGCUGGGCAGCGAAGGGCGCAUGCGGCUCAGGCGCGGCUACGUGCCCCCCACCCAGGCCAGGGGCAUCUUGGAAAAGGAGGCGGACCUUAAGGCGGAGGCAGCGGACGCGGCCGCCUCAUCCACCCCUGUCUCUCACCUCAUCCUGGCGGUGCACGGGAUCGGCCAGACCCUCUCCUCCGCCAGCAUCUCGACGGACACCUCCACCUUCCGGAGCAUCGUGCGGGAGGCUGAGGCGGACCUCUACCCCGUGGGCGUCGCGGGGCGCGUGGAGGUCCUGCCGGUGCAGUGGCGACGCAUCCUGGACCUGCGCGUCGAUGAGGUGGCCAGGGGACUCAUUCCCCCCGGUCUUGCCGCCCUGCGCCAGGUGCUUCACGCCACAGUGGUGGAGGUCCUCCUCUUUCUGACACCAGGAUACCGGGAUCAGAUGGUGGCAGCCCUCGUCCGCGCCCUCAACGCCCAGAUCACCCGCUUUCGAGACCGCAACCCGGGCUUCAAGGGCAAGGUGUCCAUCAUGGCACACUCCCUGGGCAGCGUACUCUCCUACGAUGUCCUUUGCAACCAAGCGGCGGCCGCAGGAGCCCCCGGGCCAGAAUCGUACCUGCUGACUCCUCCCAGCCCCACCACAGAGAUUGAAGAGCUGCGCAAAGAGGUGGCGCGCCUGCACGCCCUGCUCUCCAAGCAGCACCAGCAGGGCUCAGACGGCGCCGGCACGGCAGUGGCGGUCCCGGCCCUCCUAUUCGACGUCGACUGCCUUAUCCUCUUGGGCUCCCCGCUCCCCGUCUUCCUGGCCAUGCGUGGCAUAAACCCCGAGGAGGGGCGGGGCCUGGGCUCCCUGGCUGCCGGGGACAUCCAGUGCUCGGCCCCCGGGCAGCCACACACAUGGGACGGCUUGCCCAGGGCCCGGCGCUUGUUUAACUUAUACCACCCCUACGACCCCGUGGGCCACAGGCUGGAACCGCUGGCAUUUGGGCUGGAGGGCGCGCCGGGCCGAGCCCUGUACGUGCCGCUCUUCCGAGGGAGCAAGCGGCUGCACAUCGGCAUCCAGGAGUUUGGGGAGGACAUGAGCUCUGCUGCCUCACGCCUAGGCGCCGUCCCCUGCCAGCCCCGGCCCUGCCACGGCGGCGCCGGCGGCGGCAGAGCCGAAUGCUGA
Molecule: messenger RNA, 1806 nt
Organism: Auxenochlorella protothecoides
Lineage: Eukaryota; Viridiplantae; Chlorophyta; Trebouxiophyceae; Chlorellales; Chlorellaceae
Product: Phospholipase DDHD1
Exons: 13
Coding region: 1-1806 (601 amino acids)
Cellular component (GO): cytoplasm
Molecular function (GO): metal ion binding; glycerophospholipase activity
Source: RefSeq, a predicted model, not a curated record